Molecule: messenger RNA, 1371 nt
Organism: Fusarium proliferatum ET1
Lineage: Eukaryota; Fungi; Ascomycota; Sordariomycetes; Hypocreales; Nectriaceae
Exons: 1
Coding region: 1-1371 (456 amino acids)
Biological process (GO): peptidyl-lysine monomethylation
Cellular component (GO): nucleus
Molecular function (GO): protein-lysine N-methyltransferase activity
Source: RefSeq, a predicted model, not a curated record
AUGGCCUCUUCAGAGCAUGCGCCAGCCCUAUUAAAAUGGGCACUCUCUCAAGGCGCAACUCUCAACCCUUCAGUUGAAGUCACUCACUUGCCCGAAACAGGCCUCUCGUUCCGCGCAACAGCCCCUACAGCGCCCUCUGACACAAUCGUCAGCGUCCCCUCGUCUCUGACGCUCUCAUAUCUCGACACUCUUCCUGGUCAUGGUGACCCAAACCCUUUUCCUGCGGGGUUCUUGGCGCAAAUACCGCCUCAUGUCGUUGGCCGUUUUGUUCUCAUCAAGCACUUUCUACUAAAGGGAGAGUCUUUCUGGGCGCCAUAUAUACAGGCUUUACCACAGCCUGAGGACCAUGAUUCUUGGUCUCUUCCGCCAUUUUGGCCAGAUGAGGAUGCCGAGUUGUUUGAGGGGACGAACAUCGAGGUUGGUGUUACGAGCAUAAGUGCCAAUGUGAAGGGAGAAUUCAAGACGGCGCAUGAUCUUUUGACCGCUGAAUCGUGGGAGCCUGAGCUUCUCAAACUAUUCACGUUGCCAUUGUACCAAUGGGCCUACAGUAUCUUCUCAAGCAGAAGUUUCCGUCCAAGCCUUGUCCUUGGGCCAGAGGAUCAGCAACGUCUGCCUGAAGGUGUCAAGCUAGACGACUUUUCUGUUCUCAUGCCGCUGUUUGAUGUGGGAAACCACGAUAUGACUACCAAAGUGGAAUGGAUACGGAACGAGAGGAUCAAUGGCUGCAGUCUCAAAGUUGAAAAGGCGUAUCAGGCUGGGGAGCAGGUCUUCAACAACUACAGCAUGAAGACAAAUGCUGAAUUGCUACUGGGAUAUGGGUUUAUGCUCCCUGAGACGGAGGCGCUGCACAACGACUAUGUUCAUGUGCGGAAACGUCAGCCUGCAAAGGGUGAGGCUACAGAGGAGUAUUACAUAUCUCUACGACCCAUUCGAGACCCCAGCUCCCUCCUUGCACGCUCAAAACAAACCGUCCAGCUCAGCGAUUCAGCCCAUAUACUCGGAGCUUUUCAGCAUGUUCAGCACGACAUGGUCUGGGACAUAUUCUGCACGCUCGCGCCACCCGAACAAUGCUCGACACUUAUCAGUGAAGGCUCAGAGCAAGAGCAGCAAGAGAAGUUCUUCAGCGGUCAAGUCAGUGAAGACGGGCGAAUGUUUCUUCAGCAGACUGCGGCCAUCAUCCAGCACAAGGUCAUGCAGGAGCUGGAGAGAUUGCUUGAGACGGACGUGGAGGUUGUGGGCGGAGGUGACCUGACAAGAAAUCAGCAGCUGGCGUUGGAUUAUAGAGCGAGGUGUAGAAGAGUGCUUGAGAAUACACUUGAGGCUAUGAAUAUGGAGGAGCUGUUUGGGGAGGAUGACGAAGGAGACGAAUAG